Messenger RNA from Chelonoidis abingdonii (Abingdon island giant tortoise), 790 nucleotides. The record is from RefSeq and is a predicted model, not a curated record. NCBI's taxonomy places the organism in Eukaryota, Metazoa, Chordata, Testudines, Testudinidae.
AUGCGGAACAGGGCGAAGCAGUUGGUCCCCCCCCCCCAGGCUGAGCAAUUCCUGUCAACAUUUUUACCCCAAAAAAUCUUUCAACUGGACAAGUUCCUGAAGGAGGAUUCAUUGAACAUCAAGGAUCUCGCAACCCUCCGGGCCCCCCUGGAUAUCCCCAUCCCUGACCCGCCCCCCAAGGAUGAGGAUGAGGACUCUAGUAACAUGGAGACGGAUAAGGAGGAGAAGAAGGAGGCUCCAAAAUGCGGCUACCUGAAGGGCAAUGAGGCCACGGUGACACUGCUGGGCCGGGUCAAGCCGGAGGUGUGGGAGCUGAAGGAGAAAUGUGUUUUGGUCAUCACCUGGAUCCAUCACCUGAUCCCCAGAAUUGAGGACGGGAAUGAUUUUGGGGUGGCCAUUCAGGAGAAGGUGCUGGAGCGGGUGACGGCCAUCAAGACCAAGGUCGAGGGCUUCCAGACAGCCAUUUCCAAAUAUUUCUCUGAGCGAGGAGAUGCUGUGGCGAAGGCUUCGAAGGAGACCCACGUGGUAAGUGAUCGGGAGCUGCAAGCUUCUGCACAGCAGUGCCCUGAACCAGGGGCUGGGAGUCUCCAGGGCUGUAAGCUUCUGCACAGCAGUGCCCUGAGACAGGGGCGCUGGGCCGAGCUCUAUCACAUCCUCACCCAGAACCUGGAGAAGCUGACAAACCCCAAGGGCGAGGAGAAGCCGUCCAUGUACUGAGGGGCCGGGGGGCCUGCCCCCCAGCGGGGGAGGGGCCGGAACCAGACUGCGAAUAAACGGCUCCCCCCCGCCG